AUGCACUAUUCCACCCUCGCUUUUGCGGUAAGCCUCGGCUUAGCCGCCGCCCACGGUGCUGAUGGCGACCGUCAGGCAGCUCCCCAACUCAUGGCCGGAAGACGGGCCAUGCAGGAGUUCACCGCUGUGCGUCGUCAGGUCCAGCGCCGCGCCGCUCACGUCGAGCCGGUUCACGAGGCCUCGGAGCUUGAGAUCCGCCAGUCUGUCGGCCGUUGCGGUCCGGACCACGACAACGCGGUCUGCGACGACGGCUACUGCUGUUCCAGCGCAGGAUGGUGUGGCCAGGGAUACCUCUACUGCUCUGCGCCGUCAUGCCUGAUUGAGUUUGGUCCGGCAUGCGAUGCCAACAUCCGUCCCGACGGACCGGAUACGGCAAACAUCGCGCGCCCCAGGCUCGGUUCUGUGCCUUAUGGUGAGGCCAUCUAUCACUGCGAGGAGUACGGCGAUAUUGCCCUCACUUUCGACGAUGGCCCUUACAUCUACACUGAGGACUUGCUGAACAAGCUCAAGGCCUACGACGCCAAGGCCACGUUCUACAUCACCGGCAACAACCUGGGCAAGGGCAAGAUCAACGACCCGUCUACCAACUGGCCGGCUCUGAUCAAGCGUAUGAUUGCCGAGGGCCACCAGGUUGCCAGCCACACAUGGUCUCACCAGAGACUCACAACCGUGAGCGCUGAGAAGUUCCGCAACCAAAUGAUCUACAAUGAGAUCGCCUUCGCCGACUUGCUGGGCUACUUCCCGACCUACAUGAGACCCCCUUACUCUGCCUGUGAUGCCACCUGCGAGGGCUACCUCGACGACCUUGGCUACCACAUCACCUACUUCAACCUGGACACUGAGGGCUAUCUGCACGACAGCGCUCAGCUCAUCCAGACCUCCAAGGAUAUUUGGGAUACCAACGUCGAGGGCAAGGACCCCGUCAACACCAAAUGGCUUCAGAUCGAGCAUGACCCCGUCUACCAGACCGUCUACAACUUGACGGACUACAUGCUCGAGUCCCUCUUCCGCAAUGGCUUCAAGUCUGUCACGGUCGGCGACUGCCUCAAGGAUCCCAAGGAGAACUGGUACCGUUCCGUCGGCGACGCCCCUCCUCCCAGCGGUACCACCACCACGCGCGCCACCAACACCGUCUCCAGCACCUCCCAAGCCGUCUCUCCCACAGGCAGUCUCCCUGCCUCCACAGAUGGCCGCUGCGGCCCUAACUUCGGCACGCAGUGUUUCUCGGAGCCAGGCGCCACGUGCUGCUCCGGUGCGGGAUGGUGUGGAAACACGGCUGACCACUGCGGCGCGUCUUGCAAUCCUCUGUAUGGCAACUGCGCUGCCUCCAACCCGGGGGUGUCGACCUCAAGCGCACCUGUGAGCUCCGCGUCGUCGACCCCGGCGAGCGGCCCUUCCAGCACCAGCUCGGUUACCGGUCCUUUGGGCACCCCUCCCGCGACUACGAACGGACGCUGCGGUGCCACGCAGGGAUACACGACGUGUAUCAAGGAGCCUUUGGGCGCUACAUGCUGUAGCCAGUACGGUUGGUGUGGAAGCAGUGCCGAUCACUGCGGCACGGGAUGCCAGGCUGCCUUUGGCACCUGCACCUGA
Messenger RNA from Colletotrichum karsti, 1593 nucleotides. RefSeq lists its product as uncharacterized. The transcript is spliced from 5 exons. The coding region runs from base 1 to 1593 and encodes 530 amino acids. The record is from RefSeq and is a predicted model, not a curated record. Lineage: Eukaryota; Fungi; Ascomycota; Sordariomycetes; Glomerellales; Glomerellaceae. Gene Ontology annotation, molecular function: hydrolase activity, acting on carbon-nitrogen (but not peptide) bonds; chitin binding. Gene Ontology annotation, biological process: carbohydrate metabolic process.